CACACAGUCUUCUGCAGUGUGCAGCUGGACACUAGAGAGCAAGCUUUCCAGACAAGCAAUUGAUGGACAUUCUCUGGCAAAGACAAAUGAUGCAAUAACUUUAGAAUAUUUGAUUUUUUUUAAUUUUUUUGCUUGAUGAACGCACUAUAUGCUUUAUUUUAAUAUUGCCCUCUAAAUGUCCUUCAUAUCUAGUUAGUUUGAGAAUUCAUUUUAACUGACAGUAGCACCUGGUCUCCCUUAAAAAAGAGCAGAAGAUCACAGUUGUCGCUUUGCAGAGAGAAUAUACAGCGGGCAACAGGCUUUCUGAUCAUCUUAAUAUUCUUGUGCCAAAAUGUGGGCUUUGUCCUUCUUCUGUGUCCUGCUGGUACCUCUAAGCUCCUUGGCUGAAGAUGUCCCUGACCAGUCUUCAAGAAGUCCUUGUGCUAAUUGGAUGGGAGGUGUACCUGGCUACCCUGGACACAAUGGCCUUCCAGGGAGAGAUGGCAAAGAUGGAAAGAAUGGAGACAUGGGACACAUGGGAGAACCAGGUCCAAAAGGCCCUGAAGGUGAACCAGGGAAGCCAGGACCUGCAGGACCAGAGGGGGCUCGUGGUUUUCCUGGAGCACCUGGAAUGAAAGGAGAGAGCCCUUACAUCCAACGUUCUGCUUUCAGCAUGGGGCUGAGCACCAAAUCUUCUCUUCCCAAUGUUCCUAUCCGCUUCACCAAAGUAUUUUACAAUGAGCAGCGGAAUUAUGAUGACAGCACAGGGAAAUUCCGCUGUGCUAUCAAAGGGCUCUACCAGUUCUCAUACCACCUUACUGUCUACUUGAAAGAUGUCAAAGUUGGGCUGUACCGAAAUAACAAACCGAUAAUGUUCACUUUUGAUCAGUUUCAGAGCAACAAUGUUGACCAAGCCUCUGGCUCAGUCCUGCUAUACCUUGAAGUUGGAGAUGAAGUUUGGCUCCAGAUAUAUGGGGAUGAGAACUUUGCAGGAAUCUAUGGAGAUAAUCUAAAUGACUCGACUUUCUCUGGCAUCCUUCUGUAUGCAGACUAAGGCAAUUCAUCAAUUCCUGCCUAGAAGGGCCACACUCUCAUUUAUUGCAGUCUUUUAGCAAAGGCUAAGCCAACAUCAUUACAAUGUUUAACAGGUUUUUAGCCAAUAAAUGGAAUUUAUAUCCAGUA
Xenopus laevis (African clawed frog) is the source of this 1161-nucleotide messenger RNA. It is a transcript of the gene adipoq.S, whose product is annotated as adiponectin, C1Q and collagen domain containing S homeolog. NCBI's taxonomy places the organism in Eukaryota, Metazoa, Chordata, Amphibia, Anura, Pipidae. Gene Ontology annotation, biological process: signal transduction. The transcript has 3 exons. Gene Ontology annotation, cellular component: extracellular region. The coding region runs from base 332 to 1033 and encodes 233 amino acids. The record is from RefSeq and is a predicted model, not a curated record.